Molecule: messenger RNA, 3946 nt
Organism: Syngnathoides biaculeatus (alligator pipefish)
Lineage: Eukaryota; Metazoa; Chordata; Actinopteri; Syngnathiformes; Syngnathidae
Product: regulator of G-protein signaling 5-like
Exons: 8
Coding region: 408-959 (183 amino acids)
Source: RefSeq, a predicted model, not a curated record
GUAAGAGGGAAAAUGCAGUUGAAGUGUUGGUGGAAGAUCUGAGAAACACAGGAACAAGGCUGCGUGCUUUACUUUGUAGCCACAGUUAUCUAGUGGCUAGACGAGGUCACUUCCUUUUGUGUUUCUGACUUCUCAGUGUAAGGUUUUAGAGUGGUCAAGUCGAAGUCUGGAUUUAAAUCCAAUCCCGACUUACUCCCAACGGUGGCACAACCUGUUAUUAACUUCAGGGGGCUAAUUACAUUUUCACAGAGCGUGAUAAAGAUUGAUUACAUCAAGUUAGAGUGAUUUCAUCAAGACAACAGUGAGUUCAAAAGUACAAGCCAGGGCCAGACAGCAGGAGGAACGCUAGACUAAAAGACUGAAGAAUUCAACAAAACUUGGAGCACUGUGCCUGAAGAGUCUGCAGAAUGUGUAAAGGAUUAGCUGCCCUGCCCCAAACCUGCCUUGAAAGGGCUAAAGAGAUCAAGUCGAAAUUGGGAGUUUUGCUGCAAAAGCCAGAAAAUGCAAUCGACCUCAUCAUACCAUAUCCGGAGAAAACUGAGAAGAAGCCGGAGAAGCUGCAGAAACCUUCAUCUGAGGAAGCUGCUCAGUGGCGUGAGAGUUUGGACCGAGUACUGAACAACAGCUAUGGUCUUGCUACUUUCCGUAGCUUCCUGCAGUCUGAGUUCAGUGAUGAGAAUAUUGAGUUUUGGAUGGCUUGUGAGGAUUUCAAGAAGAUCAAGAACCCAGUGAAGAUGGCUGCCAAGGCAAAAAUAAUCUAUGAAGACUACAUUCAGUCUGAGGGACCCAAAGAGGUCAAUAUUGACCAUUUCACCAAAGAUGUGACUCUAAGGAAUUUAGUGGAUCUUUCACCUGAAGCUUUUAACCUGGCCCAAAAGCGGAUCCACGCCCUCAUGGAAAAAGACUCCUUCGGUCGCUUCUUGAGGUCUGAGCAGUACCAAGAGCUAUUGGUCAACUAAACCUGAGGAGGAGACUUAAGCAGCUAGGUGGGGAAGAGGUGAAGUCAUUGCAGCAAAUACCAAAUUUGAAAUCAAGAAGAAUUCAAUAAAAACACUGUGUUAAAGCUCAAGAUAAAAAAAAAAAAAAAACAUUGAUACAAAAUGCCCCAUCCACACCCCCCAAAAAAGAUGUCAAAUCAACAUGUUUUUGUAAAAAGAACCUGCUAUUGACCACUCACCUCUCCACCCAAGACACACUUUCUCGAUCCUCUUAAAUAUCCCAUAUUUUGCCUAUUCAGCCCUCCAUUGAGUGACUCUGUAAUAUGGACAUGGACAUAGCAUAAAAGUAUAAAUUUCAUUUCAAAUCAAACACCUUGAUUUGGUUAUUCAAGUGUACAGAAAAGGCAUUUCUGACAGCCACUUCUGUUCGACCCAGUUUUUUUCUUUGUCCAUACUUGGCUAGGACUGCCCCCUUUCCUCUGAUUGGUUGCUUCCAUGUGGAAAACCCACUUGUGAGGGCAAUCGUGUUUGUUAUGUUGACAGCGCUGGCCUGAGAUGAAGGGCGAGGGGGAGAUCUUUGCCAGUGACGUGGAUAAUAUUGAGAAAUUCAAGUGACCUGAUUUCAGGCCUCCGGAAGAAAAGCGUCUGAAAAUCAGGAAUGUGUGGGUGAUUUUGAUUCAUAUAUUUACUGAUACACCAAAUAUCAAUAUUACUUCCCAAUUACCGGAAAGAAGUUACUUUGGUAAAAUAUGGGACCUUUGAAUGAGUGAGCUGCUCUGAUGAAAUUGGACUCUCGUAUUUCCCCCCUCAAUUAUAUUCCCUUGUGUUAUAGAACUCAUAAAUUUAAUCACGUUAUUAUUUAGACAAAGCUGUUGCCGAUCAACUAAUAUGAAGAAGAGAUGGCAUAAAGAGCAGGUCAGUUUAAAAUCUUCUUGUCUGGCACUUCCAAGCUAACCAAUUAUGCAGUGGUAUUUAGACUUAGGUCUAUGGAUAUGGUUCCAAUGACAUCACCACAGUCCUUAGACCAAUUGGAUAAAUUAACAAUCGAAAAAAAAUUCAGGCUUUACCAAUUCUCUGACCUCUAUGACACACAAGAUGGUGUAAUUGGAAACCUAUCCAUUGUAAGAGGCAGACCUCUGAUGUACUGUACCAAACUACCUUAUGCCUUAUGUACAACUACAGCAAAAAUAUUUUCUUUAAUUCCUUCAAAAACAAAAUCCAAUAAAGUAUUUCAAAUGAUUGUGGACCAUGAUUUGAAAUAACUUCACUUGUAUCAAAAAAUACAAACAUAACUUAUAUGGUAGUGACUUAGUGACGAGAUAUCAUGCUAAUAAGCAAGCAAAGUAUAAAUAAGUUGAUUUGUUAGCUUGAAUUUAGUAAAAUAAGGUAAGUCUCUCUUCCACUGAGGUCCACAAUGGCAUGUUUGGCUGAGUUUAUGGACAUACCGGACAGCCAUAGCCCAAAUCUAAUCAGAUAGCUUUGGGAUAACCUAGGGAACUACAAAUGCACUCCUGGAGCAAAGGGGGGAGAAUUUGGGGGAAAUAGCCUAGUGUCCUAAUGCUUUAGUCCAUAUUCUCAUACUGUAUUGUAAUCUUCUGCCCAAAUAUGUUAACCCAUCUAAGAAUACUCAUUUGGUUUGAACAAUAGCACUAUAUCAGUUCCGGGAAAUGUAUUCACGUUAAUAGAAUUUAAGUUGUACCAGCCUUCCUACAAAUCCCAAUGUAAUCUAUGAUGAUCACAAAACUCUGAUUUGUCUUUUCCUCUUUCUCAUCCCUCACAAAUAGAAUUCUAUCUACGGUAUAUCCACCAAAUCUCCUAUUUUGGCUCCUGUGAGAACCAUCAUUGAGAACACUGCUGGCUAGUUGGCUCAGUGGUCAAGCUCCUCAGCUGCCACUAAACUGCACGUGGCUCAGAUGGGAAUUCAAGUGGGAGGGAGGCUAAGGAUAAGGGAAGUGUGUAGUGAUAUGGUUUGAUAAAAUCAAAGAUAUUAGCAAACUGGAGUGCUGUUUUUCCCAUGUGCUUUUACUUGUUGAAAACCAAAUCAGCUGUAUGCCAUGAUUUAAAAUAUGAGAAAACAUUCAAAAGAAGGGAAGGGAUUACUGAUUUGCUCCAGACCCGACCAAGCACAGUUGAUCUCUUUCUUAGAUGGAUAGUAUUGAUCAUAACAAAAUCAAAAAUUAAUCCGAAUGAUGAAAAAUACAUACACUCUUCACCUAACUUUUUUAACACAUUAUUCCUUAUAAAUUGAUAUAGUGAUGUUUUUUUUUUUUACAUUACAUGGACAUUGAUGGAAACAGUGAUGAGGUUUGAAGUUUACGUUCAAUUUGAGUUCACAAAAUGUAAUGAUAUACUGUAGUAAUCUGUAAUCAGUUAUUAUUUUUUUAUUUUACAGAAGCAUUUGUAUCCUAAUCAACACAAUAUAUUAUCUUCUACACAUUCAUUAUUUUUGUUUGGAGAAUUGGACAGUGUUCGGGGCACUAUGGGACAGAUUUGCCACUGUGUUGCCGUAAAGGAAAUAAAUAGGACUUGGAGAGUGCUGAAUAUGUCACAAAAUAUUGCUUGUAUGUCUUGGAGUUGACCACAUAAAUAUAUAUCUGCAUACUACAUACUACUUCUGAAGAUGUAUUUAUUUUACAUAUAAAUAUAUAUUUGCAUUUUACUUUGUCUAACCUACUCUUAAAUACACAUGUUGAUUCAAUGAUUAUUUCCAUCAAGAAUUGACAAGGCUUUCUCCUUUAAACAUGUUUCUUGAUAAAAGAGGAAACAUUUUUCACUUGUCACUUGGUAUUUAUUCAGGACUAUAUUUAUAAGCAUGAAGGCAAAGCAAAUUUGAGAUCAAAGAUUACACCAUGAGAAAAAUUAAUUUGAAUACACAAUUAUUUUUACAUCCAUCAAAUGGACCUGCUCACUUGCCUUAUUAGGCUCUAAAAUUAAAUUAAUUCUUAUUCUGUUCAACAAUACUUUUUUAAAAAUUCCCACUUCUGACAGAGCUUUCAUGUGAUGUAAUA